AGUCUCCAAUUCAAGUCCAAUGACACUUGUUGACUUUUUCCUUCCUGAGUCACCAUCACUUUGUAGUUGUACAAAUUUUAGGUUCGGUUCCCUGUUUCCUCUGAUAACGAACUAGGCACUUUUACGACCUCUGCGACUGCUUUCCUCUAAUUGUUUGUUAUCAGACGUUUGCAGACAGUCUCUGCAAACGACCAGAAGCAGCCACAAAGUUUGAGCUUGAAAUCAAAUACAUACCGAUCACCUUUUCGUAAAUCAUUACUAGUCAAAAUAGUCAGGGAACUUUACCUACAUAUUUGAUCCAGAUUCGACAAUUGUUGAUUCAACAUUUGAUCAUCUGUUGUCCAUGUGGCGUCGUCAACAUGACAGUAAUUGUGGUUGAUGAAUCCACCGCGAUUAAGUUGGUGUCCAUGUACUAUAAACUGGAGGAACUUAUUGAGGAGUUACAAGAUGCAAAAGAUGAUGUUGGUCUCAGCUAUGAAAAUGAAAAUGUCAUCUCCGACGAUUUGGAGUACAUGAUUCAGACAGCGUACGAGUUACUUGAAGCAAUAUCCAUUCCACUCAAUGCAACAGCAUCUGGAAUUACAUGGGACCUAACAGACGAAGAGGACGAGGAUAGUUUGGAUGAUUUGGACGAUGAAGAUGAUGAAUUCGGCGAUGAUGACAUGGAUGAGGAUGAAGACAACGAGGAGGGUGACGAUGACCAUCACGAGGAUGAGGAUGAUUUCGAAUCAGACAUGGAUGGAUUCCAGAGUUUGGGGUCGUUAGAUGAGCUUUCUAUUACUGAUGAAGGUGCGUUGGAAGAACUCAUCAACUUUACUGAUGGUGAUGAGUUAGAAGUGGUAAUGGAGUCACAACUUAUCUAAUUAACCAAUUGAUUUGGUUGUCCAACAGUGUUCAUAGGUUACUUGUGUGAUGUAAAAUAUGCUAAAUACUCUACAUAUUUUCCAGGACAGAUCUGAAUCUUAUAAUUAUUUAACAGUCAAUAGGAUAUAAGCUACGUUACGAUAUACGCUGUUUUUAUCUUACAAUAAACUUAAUUUUCUAAA
Molecule: messenger RNA, 1046 nt
Organism: Folsomia candida
Lineage: Eukaryota; Metazoa; Arthropoda; Collembola; Entomobryomorpha; Isotomidae
Product: prostatic spermine-binding protein
Exons: 4
Coding region: 360-863 (167 amino acids)
Source: RefSeq, a predicted model, not a curated record